This is a messenger RNA of Triticum dicoccoides, 1411 nucleotides long. RefSeq lists its product as uncharacterized. Gene Ontology annotation, molecular function: DNA binding; DNA-binding transcription factor activity. The transcript is spliced from 6 exons. NCBI's taxonomy places the organism in Eukaryota, Viridiplantae, Streptophyta, Magnoliopsida, Poales, Poaceae. The record is from RefSeq and is a predicted model, not a curated record. Bases 258 to 1142 code for a protein of 294 amino acids.
UCUAGCCAUGCAAGGGAAGGGAGCGGCCACGGAGCACAGCACAACCAAGAAAACAAGGGGUAGAGCGGCGCCAAGGGCAAUCAAGCUCCCACCACCACCAGUAUAAAAACCAACUCCAGUCGUCUUGUCUUUUGCCACUCCAAGGUAGAAGAACAAGGGCAGCUUCGACAGAGGAGAAAGGAGGAGGAGGAGGAGGAGGAGGAGGAGCGACGGUGAUCGAAAGGAAGCAGCCGCUCCUUGCCACAGCCAGACCAGAGAUGGGGGGCAGCGUCAAGAAGCAGGAAGCCGUGAGGCGGUACGUCAGAUCCCGGGCUCCCAGGAUGCAAUGGACGGCCGAGCUCCACAGAAGCUUCCUGCAGGCCAUAGAGUGCCUCGGUGGAGAACACAAUGCCACUCCUAAGCUGGUUCUUCAGGUCAUGGGUGUGAAGGAGCUUACCAUAUCUCACGUCAAGAGCCAUCUGCAGAUGUACAGAGGCCCGACCACUCGUAAGGCGAAGAAAGAGACGGAGGCACAGCUGCUGCAAAGGAGGCACUCAUGUGCCGCUGAUGAGCAGCAAGGAGGAGGCCCCAAGCCCUUCAUGUGCCCACCUCUGAAAAGGGUCAGGACGGGGGCGGGGACGGAGGCCGCGCACGAAGCAGGCAUGCAAGGAGGCCAAGGAAUCAGUGGGAUGAUGACCAGCGGCGCUGUCAACCAGUACUCUAUUGAUGAUUACUACUACAUGCAAGCCAUGGCCAUGCAGAGGAGAAUAAUGGAGGGCCUCAGCUGUCAGAGGGAUGCUGCGGCUGCUGCUGCUUCCAGCCUCCAGACCGUGGCAUGUUUGGAGCAAGGAUCUGGCGACUUUAAGCAGAUAAUCAAACCGGAAGCGCACUACUAUCCUGGUCUUGUGGUGAAGAAGCUAGACCCCAAGGAGGACAGCAACGGGGCAGAGCAGUGCUCCCCGUCGCUCUCCCUUGGCCUGGACCCGAGAUGCUUCCGUGCCGCCGUCUCAUCGUCGUCGCCGAGCGAAGGCAGCUGCAUCAUCUCGUCGUCGUCGCCGCCGCCCCCGAGGAGGAGGAGCUCCAGCCACUACUCCGGGCACUCCGGCUGCUUCGACGCCCAGGGCAUCAACUUGGAGCUCUCCCUGUCCAUCUGUGGGUCGUAGACGACUGGCCGAAAUUUUGUGCAUCGAUCUGUCUGUCCGUCACUCGUUUGGUGCAUGGUGUUAGGAUGAUUAGGUAAUGGCAGGUUGUUAGGUUAGGAUUAGGAGUUCAGUGACGUUUAUUAGAGUUAGCAGGUUACCAGGUUGCAAAGGCUAUCUAGCUAGCUCCCCACUUUCAGGGUAUCACGGUCGCACUGUUGCUUUCGGUCUUGGGCCAGAAAAGAAGAGGGGGAAAAGGCGAGCGAGGGAGAUUCUUGCUUGGCCUCUGCAUC